GAAGUUACCAAUGAGCAAAGUCCACCUGGUUUGAGUAACAGCACUGAUGAAGAGAGACAGGGUGGUGAUGGCCUUGCAUCUGAGGAUAGCGACUCAGAAAAUGCCUCAGAUAACAGUAAGAGGAGGAAAUUAGGACCUGCUUUAUUCUCAAUUCAUUUACAAGAAAGGCACAUGUUAACUAGGAGUGCAGUCGAAUUUGUGGAAGAGACAACAACAUCGCUAAUACGAGGGAGCCUUUUACAUGUGCGGGGAGAGGUUUUAAACAUCCUUCAAAGAAGUGGUUUAGACAUAGACAAUCAAGUGCCCAUAAUAGAAGAGAUAUUUGAUAGAGAAAUGAAUCCAUUUGAAGGAAUCGAUUCUUUCUGGCUGAAAGAGCAGUUUAUUAAAAAGAAUUUCCCCUAUGUGGUGAGUAUUAAUAUUAUUGUAUUUACUUCAUGACCUUAGAAUGUAGAUUUUCAUUUGACCUUAAUUCAACAAUAGUAUUUCAUUGCAGAGUAAAACUCUCACUGCCAUAUAAAAACAGUUUAGGUAAAAGUCUCUUAAAUUUUGACUUUGUUAUAUAAUAUUAUUAUUGCCCAACUUAGAGGGUAAUAAUUUUUAUUUAUAUUCUGUAUUGCCUGCCAUUAAAUCCAAGAGUUUGUUCUCAUUUUUUAGAAUCCUCGUGAGAAAGUCAUUGGUGAGAAAUGGAUAUUCAAAGGACAUGGCAAUAAGAGAAGAAUGCUCAAAGUAACCAGAAAAUUUUAUUACAUCCCACUUCUGGAGACCAUCCAAGAAUUUCUCAGAAACAGUGAAUUGCGCAGAGAAAUUUUAAAAGUAAAAGUGUUGUAUAAUGAUGAUGGAGUUUAUUCUUCCUUCUUAGAUGGAGCUUUGGCUGAGACACAUCCAAUUUUUUCCCAAGAUCCAAAUGCAUUGCAAAUUAUACUUUAUUAUGAUGAUAUCAGUUUGACAGCCUCUAGGGCUAAAAGAAAUAAGCUUGGCAUGUUUUAUUUUACUUUAGGAAACUUUAAUGCCACCUUCAGAUCUAGGGUUGAUGCGAUAUCUUUGUUAGCUGUAGCUCAAUAUGAAGAUAUUCGUAGUUAUGGAGUUGACAGAGUGCUGGCACUUCUGUGUGAAGAACUUAACCAACUCUCUCAACCAACAGGCUUUGCCUUCAGUUUAGAUGGAUUUUACCUUCCCUUGAGAGGAGCAGUUGUUGCAGUAGCUGCAGACACCCCAGCAAGCAAUUACUUGGGUGGAUAUAAAGAGGGUGUAGGAGGUGCCCUGAGAAAAUGUCGACACUGUAAUACUGACUACGAAACAAUGCAGAGCCACUUUGAGGAAGAGGAUUUUCUUCCAAGAACCUUGCAACAACAUCAUCUUCAAUGUCAUGUCAUAGAUCAGUCGGAAAACUUGGGAGAUCACCACAGCACAAACUAUGGUGUAACUAGAAGGAGUAGCCUUUGCGACUUUCCUUUUUUUAAUGUUAUACAGCAAAUGCCUCAAGACAUUAUGCACAUCAUUUUUGAAGGAGCAAUACCUUACGUUAUUGGACAUUUACUUAGAUAUUACAUAAACAAUGAUAAAGCAUUUACCCUUGCACAAUUCAACAGUCGUUUGUGUGGCUUUAACUAUGGUUACUCACAAAUGGCAGACAGACUCCAGCCAAUCUCUAAAGACAUGCUACAAGCUGAUUGGGGUGAUGAAAGGGGAUUAUCAGGAUUUGGACAGCAAGCAGCAAAAAACUGGUUAUUUCUGCGAGUUUUUCCCUUCAUUGUUGGAGACUGGGUUAACAUGGAAAGUGAGCAAUGGGCAGUGUUGGAGAAACUACUUGCAAUAUGUAGCAUACUUGUUUCACCAGUAAUUCAUGUUGAAACUGUUGCAUACUUAAAGACAUUAAUCAAAGAUUUUCUGUCUGGAUUCAAACAAACUUUUGAUGGAGUUAUUAUACCAAAGUUACAUUAUCUGGUUCAUUGUCCCAGACUGAUAUUAACUUUAGGCCCUCUUGUUAACUACUGGUGCAUGCGCUUUGAAAGUAAGCAUCAAUACUUUAAAAAGAAAAGCAGGAAAUGUAGUUAUAAAAACAUCUGUCUUUCAUUGGCAAAAGGCCACCAGAGAAGAUUCUCUUCAUUCCUAAUUUCUACAGAGGAGUGCAGUUUUCUCUUCAAGGACUCUAAUGGGAAGACAGAGCAUCUAAGUGGAAGGGAUUUCGAAAAUGCUAAGAGGGUAAUAUCUAAUUUUCUCGAGUGGGAGGAUUCUCUUAUAACAAAUGUGUACACUACAUCAUGGAUCAGUGUCCAUGGUACAAAAUACAUUCCAAAUAAGUGCAUUCUUUUAAUCAGAUCUGAAAAUGAAACACCCAUUUUUGGGAUGUUAAGGUUAAUUUGGGUAGUUAAUUUUCAAACUCUUCUUUUCAGAGUUUCAAUGCUUGAAACAGUGGAUUUCAAUGAACACCUCAAUGCAUACAGAGUACAAGAACCAGUGUUAGCAGCUGGUUUGGAUCUCGUUGUGCAAGACCAGUUAUUGUCACAUGAGGUUUUGCACAUUUACAACUUUGAUGGUGAUCAAUACAUAUCACCCAAAACUUACUUAAGUGACAUUUUGAAAUGA
This is a messenger RNA of Porites evermanni, 2586 nucleotides long. NCBI's taxonomy places the organism in Eukaryota, Metazoa, Cnidaria, Anthozoa, Scleractinia, Poritidae. The record is from the annotation of a GenBank genome assembly.